This is a messenger RNA of Emiliania huxleyi CCMP1516, 1656 nucleotides long. RefSeq lists its product as hypothetical. The coding region runs from base 1 to 1656 and encodes 551 amino acids. The record is from RefSeq and is a predicted model, not a curated record. NCBI's taxonomy places the organism in Eukaryota, Haptophyta, Isochrysidales, Noelaerhabdaceae. The transcript has 2 exons.
AUGCGUCUCUGGUACUGCGGCAGCGCGGCGGCCAACUCGUACUUUCACAUCUCCGACUCCAACCCCCUCAUCACCACGCAUUGCUACACCACUUCCUCCUCUGGGCGAAAGGAGCUCGAAGAGUCGGGCGUCACCGUCUUUGACUCCGAGGAGAGCUGCGCAUGCCUCCCGACGCCGCCGGCGCCGCCGCCGCAGCCGGCGAGGCCGCCGCCGCCGCCGCAAAAGAUCUUCUUCUGCGGCCGGCCAGGCGCGCACCCUCCCCCAGUUGCACCAGAUAUCUGGCCCCUCUUUGAGGACGAGCAGCUGCUCACCAACACGUGCUACGCCUCGACCAAGCUGCAAAAGGAGCAGGUCAUGCGGCUCGGCGUCAACGUGUACCUCGACUGGCAGUCAUGCCAGUGCCACCCUACGCCGAACCCGCCGCCGCCACCGCCGCCGCCGCCUACGCCGCCGCCACCGCCGCCGCCGCCUACACCUCCGCCGCCGCCUCCGCCGCCAUCGCCGCCGCCGCCACCGCCGCCGCCUUUGCUGCCGUCACCGCACACCGCUGAGCGCGCAUUGCCGUUGCUGCCGCCACAAGCGCGCUCGCCGACAACACAGCCUCCUCCUCCGUUGCAAGAGCCGACGCCUCCGCCUCGGCCGGCACCAGACGUCGAUGCGGGCGCCGCCGCUCACAACCUGACGAGCCCCUCCUCGUGCGAGGGCCAGUCGGACGAGUGGUGCCUCGAGUCGGCGCGGCUCGCCCUAGCAGAGGCGGAAGCGGAGGCAGAGGCGGCAGAGACGGAGGCGGAGGCGGCGAGGGAGGCCUCCAGGCUUGCGCAAGCCGCAUCCGAGGCCGCAGACGCCCAUGCCGCCGCCGCAGCGUCCAAGGUCUCCGCAAUCGCUGCGGACUCGGUGGCGCGCGAUGCAAAGGAGAAGGCAGCGGCGGCAAAGGCAAGGGCACAGCUUGCGGCAGCAGCACUUGCCGCCAUCACGCCACCGCCGGUUCUGCCGCCGGCACCUCCACCGCCGCCGCUACCUCCGCCAGCGCCGCUGCCGCCGCUGCCGCCGCCAGCGCCGCGGUUGCCGCCGCCGCCGCGGUUGCCGCCGCUGCGGAGUCCGUUGCUACCGCCGUUGCUGCCCCCACCCCUGCCACCACCUCUUUCGCCUCCGCUGCUGCCAUUCUUGCCGCCUCCGCUGCCGCCUUCGCUGCCGCCUCCACUUCAGCCACCGCCACCGCCUCCCCCUCGACCCAGCCUGCCUCCGCCUCUGCCGCCUCCGCCUCUGCCGCCUCCGCCUCUGCCGCCUCCGCCCACGUCGCCGCCGCCUAGCCCCGAGGAGCCGCCGCCGCCACCCCCACCGCCGCCGCCGCCGCAGCCCCUCACGCCACCGCCGCCAAGACCGCUCCAGCCGCCGUUUGUGUCUCUGGGCGAGAUGCGUCCCAUUCGCGGCUUCCGCGGACCCACGCAGCAGCAGAGGGACGCAACUCUUGCGGUGACUGCGGGCAUGGGCGCCCUAGUUUUGGCUCUAGCGCUGGUGAGCCGGGCCGUGCGCGUGCCUGAGCUGGCCAGCCCCAGGGGGCGGCCGCAGCGGGUGAGCGAGGAGGACGACGACCAGGAGGCGGUUGGUAGGUACAGCGAGGUUGAGGGCCACCAGAUGGAAGCGCGCCUCUUUUAG